AUGACUGAGGAGAGAGACCUGCUGAAGGCCAACCUCACUGAAAUGACCAAAGAGAUGGAGAGGCUGCAGAGUUUGUUCAACCAGAAUAGAAAACACUGCACUGACCAAGGAGCAGAUUUGGUGGUGAUAGACAGCCCUAAAGAACAGAGCUUCAUCGCUUCAUUCACCAAGAAACGGACUUGGAUUGGUUUAAAUGACAUAGAACAAGAGGGAACGUGGAAAUGGGUAGACGGCACGCCUCUGACUCUGCAGUAA
Oreochromis niloticus (Nile tilapia) is the source of this 255-nucleotide messenger RNA. RefSeq names its product CD209 antigen-like protein A. The record is from RefSeq and is a predicted model, not a curated record. Lineage: Eukaryota; Metazoa; Chordata; Actinopteri; Cichliformes; Cichlidae. The transcript has 3 exons. The coding region runs from base 1 to 255 and encodes 84 amino acids.